Molecule: messenger RNA, 1065 nt
Organism: Fusarium subglutinans
Lineage: Eukaryota; Fungi; Ascomycota; Sordariomycetes; Hypocreales; Nectriaceae
Product: glutamine synthetase
Exons: 7
Coding region: 1-1065 (354 amino acids)
Cellular component (GO): cytoplasm
Molecular function (GO): glutamine synthetase activity
Source: RefSeq, a predicted model, not a curated record
AUGGCUGCUCCUAUCACCUCAAGGACGGAGACUCUCCAGAAGUUUCUUAAGCUCGAUCAGAAGGGCAUGAUCAUGGCUGAAUACGUCUGGGUUGAUGCCGACGGUGGCACCCGAUCCAAGUCCCGAACUCUGCCCGAGAAGGACUACACCCCAGAGGAUCUUCCUGUCUGGAACUUUGACGGUUCUUCUACAAACCAGGCCCCUGGCGAGAAUUCUGAUGUUUACCUCCGCCCCUGCGCCGUGUAUCCCGAUCCCUUCCGCGGCUCCCCCAACAUCAUCGUUCUUGCUGAGUGCUGGAACGCCGAUGGCACACCCAACAAGUUCAACUUCCGCCACGACUGUGUCAAGGUGAUGGAUCAGUAUGCCGAUGACGAGCCUUGGUUCGGUCUGGAGCAAGAGUACACUUUGCUCGGAAGUGAUGACCGACCUUAUGGCUGGCCCACUGGUGGUUUCCCUGCUCCUCAAGGAGAGUACUACUGUGGUGUUGGUACUGGAAAGGUUGUUCAGCGUGACAUCGUCGAGGCACACUAUAAGGCUUGUUUAUAUGCCGGUAUCAAAAUCUCUGGCACAAACGCCGAGGUCAUGCCUGCUCAGUGGGAGUAUCAGGUCGGUCCCUGCAAUGGCAUCGAAAUGGGCGACCAACUCUGGGUUUCACGAUUUUUCUUACACCGUGUCGCCGAGGAAUUCGGCGCCAAGGUUUCUCUGCAUCCCAAGCCGAUCCAGGGCGAAUGGAAUGGGGCGGGCCUGCACUCCAACUUCUCUACCAAGGCUAUGCGCGAGGAGGGUGGUAUGAAGGUUAUCGAAGAAGCCCUCAAGAAGCUGGAGCCACACCACGUCGAGUGCAUCGCUGAAUAUGGCGAGGACAAUGACUUGCGCCUGACUGGUCGCCAUGAGACUGGUUCUAUCGACCAGUUCACCUGGGGGGUUGCCAACCGCGGCACGAGUAUUCGCGUCCCCCGCGAAACUGCGGCGAAGGGCUAUGGCUACUUCGAGGACCGUCGUCCUGCCUCCAACGCGGAUCCCUACCGUGUUACCAAGGUUCUUCUACAAUUUUCCAUGGCUUAA